Colletotrichum truncatum is the source of this 894-nucleotide messenger RNA. RefSeq lists its product as uncharacterized. NCBI's taxonomy places the organism in Eukaryota, Fungi, Ascomycota, Sordariomycetes, Glomerellales, Glomerellaceae. Gene Ontology annotation, molecular function: oxidoreductase activity. The record is from RefSeq and is a predicted model, not a curated record.
AUGGCAAAUUCGGGAAACACCAAGGAUGAGCUUGCCGCUCUCGGCGCGGGCAACCUCUUCGCCGUCAACGGCUUGGUUGCCGCCGUCACAGGUGGUGGCUCUGGUAUCGGCCUGAUGAUGGCCAAGGCCCUCGCUGCUAAUGGCGCGGAAAAGGUUUACAUUCUCGGCCGGCGGAAGGAGGUUCUCCAGGAAGCUGCCUCUUCUGUAGGACCGAAUGUUGUGCCAUUGGUCUGCGAUGUCACAUCCAAGUCCAGCCUCCAAGAAGCCGCAGCAACGAUUGAGAAGGAAGUCGGUUUCCUGAACCUUCUGGUCUGCAACGCCGGCGUUGGCGGCCCGCAGGUCAAGGCACCCUCAGCCGAGUUGACGGCGGCGGAGUGGGCGGAGCAACACCUCGCCCACGACACCGCAGACUACACAAAAGUCUUUGACGUCAAUGUUACUUCAGUGUGGUACACCACGAUGGCGUUUGUGAAGCUGCUUGACCUGGGCAACAAGAAGGGCAACCUCACCCAGAGCUCGCAGGUCGUUUCGACCAGCUCCAUUGCGGCCUUCAACAAGAACGCCCCCGGCGGCUGGGCCUACGGACAGUCCAAGGCUGCCGCGACGUUGCUCAUCAAGCAUCUGUCGAGUAACUUGCCUCGGUGGAACAUCAGAGCCAACUGCAUUGCGCCUGGACUGUUCCCGAGCGAGAUGUCGGCGCCUAUUGCUAAACUUUACAGCGGAGACGGCAGUGUGCCCCCUGAGAUGGUGCCUCUGCAGAGAAUGGGAGAUACCCAGGACAUGGCCGGUGUGAUGCUGUAUCUCGCGUCUAGGGCGGGUGCCUACUGCAAUGGUGCCGUCAUCACCGUGGACGGGGGUAGGCUCGGAAAUUUCCCCACAACAUGGCAUGCUUGA